Molecule: messenger RNA, 2040 nt
Organism: Metarhizium brunneum ARSEF 3297
Lineage: Eukaryota; Fungi; Ascomycota; Sordariomycetes; Hypocreales; Clavicipitaceae
Gene: nuc-1
Product: Phosphorus acquisition-controlling protein
Molecular function (GO): protein dimerization activity
Source: RefSeq, a predicted model, not a curated record
AUGGCUUCGGCGGCCUGGGAUGGCCAGGACCAGCAUAUGGCUUCCACCACCGAAGAUGAAUUCAACCAAUUUCUCGACAUGAGCGGCAUGGGAAACAUGGGUGAUGGCAUACAGUUCGACUUCCAUGGCUUCCAGGAUGGCCCCUCGCAAGCCAUAAUGGCUCAGCAUCAACACCCGCAACAUCAGCAUCGGCAACAGGCCGACGCUAUUAUGGGUGAUGCCGACCCUUCUCACAUUAUUCCCCGCAGUGACGGGCUGCUGCAAAACCACACGCCUGCGAUGGUGACGACUGCCGGCAUGCAAGCGCAGUUACUGGCUACUUCUGCCCCGAGCGACACUAUUUCCAGUAUCGAUGCUCAGAUCCAGUAUCUCCAGCAGCAAAAAUUUCAUCAACAGCAACGCCAGCUUCAAGAACAACGAGCGACCUUCUUUGCAAACCAAAGCCAUUCGGUCCCCCCUACUCCCCAGAGCAUAGAGAUGCCUCCUGGCAGCGGUCAAUUUUAUUCUCAGCCGGAGCAGAUGCCCCAGCGAACAACUUAUGAUCGAGGAUAUCAUCAGCGAAUGUCGGAGCAGCAAGAUAUGGCCUUCACGCCUCUUGUGUCCCCGGCUGUGACGCCUUUGGAUCCCCAUUUCAAUAUGGAAAAUGCUUUUACUGUGCCCGGAGCUUACUUUAGCCCUCUUACCUCGCCAGCCUUGCAUGCCCAAAACGAUUCGUCAUCAGUUUACGACCAUAGCACACAGUCCAACAACUCACCUGUUGAAAUGGAUCUAGAAGCACCCGCUAUUGCUCCUACUGGAGGGUCCAGCACAGACUUGUCCAAGAAGGCCAGGAAGAAUAAUGCAGUCAAGGCACGGGGUAAGGGCGUGAAGAACUCACCGAUUGCCAAGCCUCAACGCCGGAAAACGGGCCCGAGCCCGGCCAUUGUGUCUCAGGUGUUGAAUGAGGUGGACGAGAGAAACGCACCAUCCGUAGACCAAGGAUUACUUCCUCUCCCAGCCACAUCGACUGAAGGUUCGGAAGAAAAUGCCUCGGUAUCACCCGAAAACCUGUCCGAAAUGCCCCCUCCUCCCGUUCCCGCUCGACGGUCCACUAGCAAAUCUCCGUACAUUCAAGCACAGAACGGAAGCUCACAACAGCCCACACCCCGUUCCUUGGCAGAAGAACAGAGAGAAAAGCAGCAGCAGCCUCAUCCCGCCACGCCAGCCUCACUAAUGAAACUUCCCGCUUCCAAGGCAAAGAAACCACGCGCGAUGAACCAGGAACAAAUCGAACAGGAACAACACACUGUCACGGAAAACAUCGAAUCUCUCGAGCUACCGGAGUCAAUAUCAAACCGGCCUCUCGCGCCGAUCAACACAUCGCUGGCGUCACCGUUGUCCCGCAUUGAACCAAACUCUGCGAGAAGCACCUCGCAGCAACCUUUGCACUCGCCGAACACGCAAACACCGGGAACGGCAUCAGCGAGCCAAAGUCCUCAAUUACGACCGGGAUCCUCCGGGCCUAGUGCGCGCAAGACGCCUCAGCUGGCUUCUAGAAACGGCAGGAAACGAUCUACUGGCUCAGUUCACGCCUCGCCUGCUUUGUUACCGAGAAUAUCACCGAACAUCAAGCCUUUGCUUCCUGGAACUCCUGGCCUGUCAAUGGAAGACACAGCUUCACGUUUGCUCAUGACCAAAUCAAACUAUCAAAAUAUCCUAGAAGGAAACACUGUGCCCGGAGUUUCAUAUCCCACAGAGUUGUCAACGAAUCUCACGUCAAAACGAACAUCUCACAAGAUUGCGGAGCAAGGGCGAAGAAAUCGUAUCAAUUCAGCGCUGCAAGUCAUGGCCAGCUUGUUACCAGAUCCACAAAAGAUUGAGGAUGAUGAGGCGGAGAGGAAGGACAACAAGUUACAAAAUAACGUGCCCAACAGCAAAGCAAGCGUUGUGGAGAAUGCCAUUGUGCACAUGAAACAUCUUCAAAAAGAAAAUGGCGACUUGAGACAAGAGCUAGACGAGCUAAAGAGCCAGCUGCAAAAACUACAGGCACCGGCGACAUAG